AUGAGAAGAGAUGGUCUCAGAGUGGCGAUCGAGGCAUGGAAUCAAUGCAAUGAGGUGGGUGAAGAAGCUCCCAACAUGGGAAGUCCCAGGGAGGCAGAUUGCUUUGAUGUCCAUAAUUUCAGAAAACACAUGAAGCUAGUUCACAGAGUGAACGAGAAAGUGAAUAAAUUGUCAAACGCCACAAUCCAAGGAUUAGGCAACAUGAAUGUUAAUCAGUUUGCAGCAUGGAAAGAGAAAUACUUAGGCUACAAAUGCCAAGUACAAGAAUUUCCCAAGCCAUGGCAGUUUUGGAUGAUAAUGCUCAAGAGUGGCAACAUGGACACAUUAGCCGCCGUAUGCCCUGAAAAUGGCAAGAAAUCAAAACCCUUUCCUCCGACGCCCCGGUUUCCAUGCUUUGGCAAAGGUUGCAUGAACAUGCCACUGAUAUAUCACAAUUACACAAGUUUACAAGGAAGAACCUUAAGUGGAAGAUUCUAUGGAACAUGGGAUUUGGAUGCUGAUAUUAACAAGGCAGCUACCAAGAAUGACACUUCCUUCUAUUCAGUGACUUGGAAGAAGGAGCUUGGAAAGGGAAGUUGGGUUUUCCACCAUGUCUUGAAGACUUCAUCAAAGUACCCCUGGUUGAUGCUGUACUUGAGGUCAGACGCCACAACAGGAUUCUCCGGCGGGUAUCAUUAUGAAACAAGAGGGAUGUCAAAAAUCGUAAGUCUGAGAACCAAUUCCUUGUACCCUCAUUAA
Molecule: messenger RNA, 738 nt
Organism: Ilex paraguariensis (yerba mate)
Lineage: Eukaryota; Viridiplantae; Streptophyta; Magnoliopsida; Aquifoliales; Aquifoliaceae
Source: the annotation of a GenBank genome assembly